Sorghum bicolor (sorghum) is the source of this 1103-nucleotide messenger RNA. Its product is annotated as translation initiation factor IF-2-like. The record is from RefSeq and is a predicted model, not a curated record. Bases 27 to 746 code for a protein of 239 amino acids. Lineage: Eukaryota; Viridiplantae; Streptophyta; Magnoliopsida; Poales; Poaceae. The transcript is spliced from 2 exons.
UCUCCGUCAGCGAGUUCUGCUGUCAGAUGAAGAGCAUGGCAGACUCCUUUGGCGACCUCGGCUGGCCCGUGGAGGACCGUAUCUUGGUCCUCAACGUUCUCCGCGGGCUCAGUGACCGCUACUCCUACCUCCGGACGUGGAUCACCCGGCAGCGGCCCUUCCCCACAUUCUUGCAGGUCCGUGACGACCUUGUCAUGGAGGAGCUUACUCAGGGCCUCCAGCCUGGGUCCACCUCCGCCCCGGGGUCCUCGUCCUCCUCGACUGCUCUCGCUGCCACUCCUCCGCCCCGUCCUGCCCCGCCACCACAGUCGUCACUCCUUGGUCCUCUUCCCCCUGGGCCAAGCGAGGGUGGGGGGGGCCGUGGCGGCCGCCGUCACCGUGGCGGGGGACGUGGAGGAGGUCGCGGUGGCAACACGACGCCGCCGGCCCCACGAGGUGCACCCUGGCCAUCCUUCCACAACCCAUGGUCAGGGCGCAUCUCCAUGUGGCCGUUCCAGGCUCCCGGUGGAGAGCCUCGCCCGCCGGCGACCAUGCUCGUUGGUGCUUCCCCGGGGUUUCCCUCUGUGACCCCGUGGACGCCACCCACCGGGCCAGCCGGCUGGGACCAGGCGGCCUUGGCGCACUCCUUCAGCACCAUGGCCCCGACACCUCCAGUUGGGCCGGAGUGGGUCGCCGACUCUGGGGCUACUUACCACACCACUCCUAACCCCGGAUUUGGCUUCCCGGCGUCCUCUGCUCCGAUGUGACAGCACGGGGCCCCUUUACACUCUUCGCUUUCCGGCAUCUGCCUCGCCUCCUUCGCCAGUUUUGUCAGCUGCCUUCGCCACCACUACCUCCACUACUUGGCACCGGCGUCUCGGCCAUCCUGGACGUGAUGCUUUGAUGCAGCUUAGUCGUAGUUCCGAUAUUCGAUGUACUCAGGCUCACAAUGAGCAUUUGUGUCAUGCGUGCCAGCUGGGCCGUCAUGUUCGUCUUCCUUUUUCUAGUUCUUCUCAUGCGGCCCGCAUUUUUUACCUUGUACAUUGUGACUUAUGGACCUCUCCUGUCAUCAGUAUUUCUGGAUACAAGUACUAUCUUGUGGUGGUGGAUGAUUAUUCUCAUUA